Emys orbicularis (European pond turtle) is the source of this 2523-nucleotide messenger RNA. It is a transcript of the gene NAA15, whose product is annotated as N-alpha-acetyltransferase 15, NatA auxiliary subunit. The record is from RefSeq and is a predicted model, not a curated record. Gene Ontology annotation, cellular component: cytoplasm; NatA complex. The coding region runs from base 73 to 2523 and encodes 816 amino acids. NCBI's taxonomy places the organism in Eukaryota, Metazoa, Chordata, Testudines, Emydidae. The transcript has 20 exons. Gene Ontology annotation, biological process: N-terminal peptidyl-methionine acetylation. Gene Ontology annotation, molecular function: protein binding.
AGAAAUGGGCUGAAGUUUUGUAAACAGAUCCUUUCUAAUCCAAAGUUUGCAGAACAUGGAGAAACUCUGGCGAUGAAAGGACUAACGCUGAACUGUCUAGGGAAGAAAGAGGAAGCAUAUGAACUAGUGCGUAGAGGCUUACGGAAUGAUUUAAAGAGUCAUGUCUGCUGGCAUGUCUAUGGUCUUCUCCAGAGGUCAGACAAGAAGUACGAUGAAGCUAUCAAAUGUUACAGAAAUGCACUGAAAUGGGAUAAAGACAAUCUUCAAAUCUUGAGAGAUCUCUCUCUGCUACAGAUUCAAAUGAGGGAUCUCGAGGGUUACAGGGAAACCAGGUACCAGUUACUUCAGCUCCGACCUGCACAGCGAGCCUCAUGGAUUGGUUAUGCUAUUGCUUAUCAUCUGCUGGAAGAUUAUGAAAUGGCAGCAAAGAUUUUAGAGGAAUUUAGGAAGACUCAACAGACGUCUCCUGAUAAAGUGGACUAUGAGUACAGUGAGCUGUUGUUGUAUCAGAAUCAAGUCCUCCGAGAAGCAGGACUCUACAAAGAAGCCUUGGAACAUCUUGGUACCUAUGAAAAGCAGAUCUGUGAUAAACUGGCUGUUGAAGAAACUAAAGGAGAACUUCUGUUACAACUCUGCAGGCUGGAAGAAGCAGCUGAGGUGUAUAGAGGAUUGCAAGAAAGGAAUCCUGAAAACUGGGCUUACUACAAAGGCUUAGAAAAGGCACUUAAACCAGCCAAUAUGCUUGAGAGGCUGAAAAUCUAUGAAGAGGCCUGGACUAAGUACCCAAGGGGACUGGUUCCAAGAAGACUGCCGCUAAACUUUUUAUCUGGUGAAAAGUUUAAGGAAUGUUUGGACAAGUUUCUAAGGAUGAAUUUCAGCAAAGGCUGUCCACCUGUUUUUAAUACUUUGAGAUCAUUGUACAAAGAUAAAGAAAAGGUCAUAAUUAUAGAAGAUUUGGUGGUAGGUUAUGAAACUUCUCUAAAAAGCUGCAGGUUAUUUAAUCCCAAUGAUGAUGGUAAAGAAGAACCUCCAACCACUUUACUGUGGGUCCAGUACUACUUAGCACAACAUUAUGACAAAAUUGGGCAGCCACCCAUGGCUCUGGAAUACAUAAAUGCAGCUAUAGAAAGUACUCCCACCUUGAUAGAACUCUUCCUUGUAAAGGCUAAAAUCUAUAAGCAUGCUGGAAACAUUAAAGAAGCUGCGAGGUGGAUGGAUGAAGCCCAGGCCUUGGACACAGCGGACAGAUUUAUCAACUCCAAAUGUGCAAAAUAUAUGUUGAAAGCCAACUUGAUUAAAGAGGCAGAAGAAAUGUGUUCUAAGUUUACAAGGGAAGGAACCUCAGCAGUAGAGAACUUGAAUGAAAUGCAGUGCAUGUGGUUCCAGACAGAAUGUGCCCAAGCUUACAAGGCAAUGAAUAAAUUUGGAGAAGCACUUAAGAAAUGCCAUGAAAUUGAGAGACAUUUUGUAGAAAUUACAGAUGACCAGUUUGACUUCCACACUUACUGUAUGAGAAAGAUUACACUUAGGUCUUAUGUGGACUUGUUAAAACUAGAAGACGUACUUCGACAACAUCCAUUUUACUUCAAGGCAGCACGAAUUGCCAUAGAGAUAUAUUUGAAGCUUCAUGAUAAUCCUCUAACAGAUGAGAAUAAAGAACACGAGGCUGAUACAGCAAAUAUGUCUGACAAGGAGCUAAAGAAGCUUCGCAAUAAGCAGAGAAGAGCACAGAAAAAAGCACAACUGGAGGAAGAGAAGAAGAAUGCAGAAAAAGAGAAGCAGCAGAGAAAUCAGAAGAAGAAAAAGGAUGAUGAUGAUGAGGAAAUUGGCGGUCCGAAAGAAGAACUUAUCCCUGAGAAACUAGCAAAGGCUGAAGCACCUUUGGAAGAAGCCAUUAAAUUUUUAACACCGUUGAAGAAUUUGGUGAAGAACAAAAUAGAGACCCAUCUUUUUGCUUUUGAGAUUUACUUCAGGAAAGAGAAAUUUCUUCUGAUGCUGCAGUCUGUGAAAAGAGCAUUUGCUAUUGACUCCAGUCAUCCUUGGCUUCAUGAGUGUAUGAUUCACCUCUUUGGCACCUCUGUAUCUGAAAGUAAAGAUCUACCCGAUACAGUUAGAACAGUGUUAAAUCAAGAAAUGAAUCGGCUUUUUGGGGCAACUAAUCCAAAGAACUUCAAUGAAGCUUUCCUUAAAAAGAACUAUGACUCACUACCACAUAGGUUAUCAGCUGCCAAAAUGGUGUACUAUUUGGAUCCUUCCAGUCAGAAAAGAGCAGUGGAGCUGGCAACAUCCCUCGAUGAAUCCCUUACCAACAGGAAUCUUCAGACUUGUAUGGAGGUAUUAGAAGCUUUGAAUGAUGGUAGCCUGGGAGACUGUAAAGAAGCAGCUGAAACUUACAGAGCGAAUUGUCAUAAGCUUUUCCCUUAUGCUUUGGCUUUCAUGCCCCCUGGAUAUGAAGAGGAUAUGAAGAUCACAGUUAAUGGAGAUAGUUCUGCAGAAACUGAAGAACUGGCCAAUGAAAUAUGA